Molecule: messenger RNA, 2018 nt
Organism: Triticum urartu
Lineage: Eukaryota; Viridiplantae; Streptophyta; Magnoliopsida; Poales; Poaceae
Source: RefSeq, a predicted model, not a curated record
UGAUGGUUGGGUCGUGAGGAGUGCCCAACCACAAAUGCCUCCCUUGAGGAAGAGAACCACCAUACGUAGCUAUGGUAUGAGCUUCAAAGUUAGAAGCUCGAGUUUCAAAUAAGAAAUUAUAAGAUGUAAAAACACUAGAAGUUUCUAGAAUCUCUUUCACAAUCCCACCAUAGACGGAAGGAGGUCCAAAGGCUAGUGUGGUUGUUUGGGCCUUGGAUGGGCCAGACGCUCGGUCCAACUCGACACCCUCAGGCUAGGUCGAGGGCCCAUCUCCACCACCCCGUCCGCCCGUGCUUCCUCUUCCUCCGGCCACUGUCGCCUCCCGUGCGGUGCUUGCUCUCCCCUCUCUCCCAUCCCGGCCCCCCGUCCCCGACGCGCCCUGCCGCCGGCGCCCGGCAGAUUCGCCGAUCCAAGCACAGCUCGAAUGGAGCCGGCGGGAGCGGGAGGCGGCGUCGCCGCCGCGAGGAGCAGCCCGGCCGCCGUGCAGGCCACCGAGGACGACGCCGCAGCGAGCACGCUGACCGAUGAACAUGUCGGAGAUACUGCCCAGCCACCAUCAGGACAAACAGUACAAGAGCUAGUUGAUUCAUUCUCAGGCCAACUACCAGGGAGGAUUUGUGCCAAAGGAAAAUCAACCGCGGGUGUUUUGGUGGAGGAGAAGGACCUGGUUUCGUACCGCCGCGACUGGGAGAAAUCUUGGGGUGACAAAUGUGGCUCCUUCGAAUUCUACUCGUGCGUGAGAGCCAUGCUCUUCACAUGCAAACGCACCCCGCCACAUGCAGGCGUCAAGACUUGCCUGCAAAUCUUCUCCGUCAGAGUCAUGGAGAUCGACGGUGGUUAUCUUGAGUGGCCACUCGAGGUCUACGGCCUGGUCGCCACCCGGGACUCGAUGGAUCAUAAUCGUAACAUUAUCUUCAGACUCAGGAGGGAUGCCUGCCAACUCCUCACUCAACAGGAUCCAUUUUUGGCGCUGACCGGCCCGUCUCAUGCGAUUGUCUUCACCGGCCCAGUCGACAUUGAGAUACAACUCAAGGUGAAGGGCAGAACCACAGAGCAUGAAGACAAAGAUUUCAUCUCCAAAGUGCUGGUAUACGGACGUGAUCCCAGUGACAAACUCGCCGAUGCAGGCAUAGGCAACCACGACAUCGUGCGUACCAGCUGUUUUGGCGAGUUGUGCUCCCUACAGAUUACCUCCGCCCUGAUCGUCGAAGCGGUCGAGGCCACCGUCAUCUCUGCUGAAGUUAUCGAGGGCCUAUGGCCCCCAAAGUCAGGAAUCCGUGUCGUUUCCGGUACCGCCAGCAUAGACGAGGACUUUGUACUGCUCGAUGCUCGGGAUGGGACACUCCGUGUGGAUCCGGCCCAGGGUGUCAUCCCCAUUACCAGAAAUGUUGUCUGCGUGGAGAAAGAUGGAAGGCUGAAGCUUUCUGUAGAGGCCUACAGAAAGAGUGGACGUAUGUAUGCAAUAUCUGUUACGGAGUUGAUACCCAAGAGAUCAUCCGCCAGUACUGCCAUAUGCAAGCUUCCCUUCUGCACGGUCGAGUUCACCGUAGCUUGGUCCUGCCUCGUGGCCACAGUGGAUGACCUGAGGAAAUACGGUAUCUGAUUCUGAUCUGAUGCAGCCAACCCAACCAUUUACUUAGUUGUGGAGCGACUCUUUAGCGUUUUAUUUUGUCCAGCGGUAUGUUAAAGAUGUCGAACUGCUGUUAUUUAGCGGUGGAGCGUUGGUUUAGCGUUUUAUCCAGUGGCAUGUUAAAGAUGUUGAACUGCUAUUUUAUGUGGAUUUAUCCUAACUAGUUGUGUGCACAACUCAAAUCAUUGCCGUCCAUCUCCACUGCAGUCAAAUCAACCUACCCCACUGCGGUUAUUUGGAUUCCAAAGAGACCACGAUACAUCUACUAAACAUAUAGUUAUUUGGAGGCAAUGAUGUACCUGAUAUGGUCAUAUUGAUAACUGACUGAAGUGGCAUUCCACGUGUGAUCUGUAAUCCUGCUUAACUUGUAUUGCAUACAUGAAUUAUC